GUCUGCCAUCAAAAAAUCGUAGACCUGGUUUCUUAAAAAUAUCAGAAUAUCCGAAAGGACUAGAACUCGAUAUUCCUUACUAUGAAUACAGAUUUGCAAUCGAAGUCCAAGGUAAACAAUAUGAAAAAUAUGAUAAAUUCUUUCAUAAAGGAGAUCUAAAUAAUUUUAUCAAACAGCAAAAGCGGGAUCAGGUCAAAAAAGAUCUUUGUAAAAAGAACCAGAUAAUCCUUAUUGAAGUAUGGUAUUUUGAAGACCCACAUACAAUUAUCCCCCAACAACUUCAAAAACUGG
Messenger RNA from Funneliformis geosporum, 291 nucleotides. The record is from the annotation of a GenBank genome assembly. Lineage: Eukaryota; Fungi; Glomeromycota; Glomeromycetes; Glomerales; Glomeraceae.